Eruca vesicaria subsp. sativa (arugula) is the source of this 931-nucleotide messenger RNA. The record is from the annotation of a GenBank genome assembly. NCBI's taxonomy places the organism in Eukaryota, Viridiplantae, Streptophyta, Magnoliopsida, Brassicales, Brassicaceae.
UUACAAGUUACUGAGAGAUGUGUUUAGCUGAUGAUCACAACGGUUGUGUGUUAGUUGCGCCGCCGAAUUUCUCGAUGGUUGAAGUUGGAAUCUACAGAUCUUCGUUUCCUAAACCAGAGCAUUUCGGUUUCCUCACUGCCCUUAAUCUACGUUCCAUCAUUUAUCUUUGUCCUGAACCAUACCCUGAGGAGAGUUUGAAGUUUUACGAGGCCAACAACAUUAAGCUUUUCCAAUUUGCAAUCGAAAGCCAAAAGGAUCCUCCAACUCCAAUACCAGAGGAUACAGUUUUGGCUGCUCUCAAAGUCUUAGUUGAUGUAAGAAACCAUCCGAUCCUCAUACAUUGCAAAGCCGGAAAGCAUAGGACAGGUUGUUUGGUGGGAUGCUUAAGAAAAGUUCAGAACUGGUGUUGGUCAUCGGUGUUAGAGGAAUACCAGAAGUACGCGGGUUCGAAAAGCAGGCAAAGGGACACGGCGUGUAUUGAGACAUUUGAUACCGUGAGAUUGAGGCAGUCUCUCUUGAUCAUUAUGUAUCGUUAUCUCGGCUAUGGCCCUAACAGAAAAAGGUUACUCUAUGAAGAGGAUAAUGUCCAGAAACCGAAACCGCUGGCUACCAAAGUUUGAGCAACCAAAUGGGACAUGGUUCCUGUAUAUGUUUGAGAUUCAAUUUAUAGUAACUAGAUGAUUCAUAAGUAGACGUUUGAUUCGGGGUUUAGAAGUAUAGAGAGAGGCUACUCUUCAUUCAUAAUUAGAAACUGAUGCAUGAGAGGUCAAUUAACUCAAUGAUCACUAAUGCUUAAGUUGCUUUAUCUUUUUUUUUAUCUUUUUUGUUUACUUAAAGUGUGUGUUAGCAGGCUAGUAGCCAUUGUUAAUUUACAAUAAAUUAAAACGAGGAACAUAAUAAUAUACUUAAUAAAUUCUAGUAAACAUUAUUA